AUGCCGUCGAGUGUGCGGGCCGGGAGCCUGAAGGACCCGGAGGUGGCUGAGCUGUUCUCCAGGGAGGAUCCCGAGAAGCUCUUCACUGACCUGAGGGAGAUCGGUCAUGGGAGCUUCGGAGCAGUUUACUUUGCCCAUGAUAUCCGCACAAAUGAGGUGGUGGCGAUCAAGAAGAUGUCCUAUAGUGGCAAACAGUCCAACGAGAAAUGGCAGGAUAUCAUCAAGGAAGUGAAGUUCCUCCAGAAACUACGCCACCCCAACACAGUCGAGUACCGUGGCUGCUACCUGAGAGAGCACACAGCAUGGCUGGUGAUGGAGUACUGCUUGGGCUCCGCCUCUGACCUCUUAGAAGUUCACAAGAAACCCCUCCAGGAAGUGGAAAUAGCUGCCAUAACCCAUGGUGCAUUGCAGGGACUGGUGUAUCUUCACUCUCACAACAUGAUUCACAGGGAUGUGAAGGCAGGAAACAUCUUGCUCACGGAGCCAGGUCAGGUCAAACUUGGAGACUUCGGCUCUGCCUCUAUUGUUGCUCCAGCCAACUCCUUUGUUGGAACACCCUACUGGAUGGCCCCUGAGGUGAUUCUGGCCAUGGACGAGGGUCAGUACGACGGGAAGGUAGAUGUGUGGUCACUUGGCAUUACCUGCAUAGAGCUGGCGGAAAGGAAGCCUCCUCUGUUCAACAUGAAUGCUAUGAGUGCCUUAUACCACAUCGCCCAGAAUGAGAGCCCUGUGUUGCAGUCAAAUCACUGGUCGGAUUAUUUCCGCAAUUUUGUCGACUCCUGUUUGCAGAAGAUCGCCCAGGACAGACCUACCUCUGAUGUGCUGCUCAAGCACCACUUCCUAUGCAGAGAGCGUCCCAUGACAGUCGUAAUGGACCUGAUAGCCCGCACCAAGGAUGCUGUCCGGGAGCUGGACAACCUUCAGUACCGGAAGAUGAAGAAAAUCCUCUUCCAUGAGGCGCACAAUGGUCCCGCACCGGAGGGAGGUGAUGAGGAAGAGGAUGUGGAGCAGUAUAUGCUUCGCACCGGCACAGUCAACAGCAUGGAGAGCUCCCACUCGCUGCCAUCCAUGUCAAUCAGCGCCAGCUCCCAGAGCAGCUCGGUCAACAGCCUGGCAGACGGCUCUGAUGACAGCGGGGAGAUGGCCAUGAUGCAAGAGGGAGAGCACACCGUCACCUCCAACAGCUCCGUCCUGCACAAACCCCUGAGCCAUGACAACAUCUACGAUGAUCCCUAUCAGCCAGAGAUUGACUCACAACGGGAAGCUUCUUCUGCUGGUGUUGUUGUUGUUGGUGGUGUUGGAGGUGGAGGAGGUGGAGGAGGAGGAGGAGGAGGGAGGCGCCGUCGAGGAAGAGACCAUUUUGCCACCAUCCGGACGGCCUCGCUUGUCACUCGCCAGAUUCAGGAACAUGAGCAGGGUUCGGCCCUGAGAGAGCAGAUGUCUGGGUACAAGAGAAUGCGGCGGCAGCACCAGAAGCAGCUGAUGGGCCUGGAGAACAAGUUGAAGGGAGAGAUGGACGAGCACCAGCUGAGACUGGACAAAGAGCUGGAGAAUCAGAGGAACAGCUUCUCCAUGGAGGGAGAGAAACUCACCAAGAAGCACCAGGCUAUUCUGGAGAAGGAGACAAAGGCAGUCCUGACUGAGGAGAAGAAGUUCCAGCAGCACAUUCUGGGCCAGCAAAAGAAGGAGUUGACCAGUUUGCUGGAAUCCCAGAAACGACAGUACCGACAACGCAAGGAGCAGCUCAAAGAGGAACUGAAUGAGAACCAGUCAACACCAAAGCGAGAGAAACAGGAGUGGUUGGUGCAUCAGAAAGAGUGUAUGCAGCAGCUACAGGCGGAGGAGGAGGCCGGCCUGCUGCGACGGCAGAGGCAGUAUUAUGAGCUACAGUGUCGCCAGUACAAGAGGAAGUUGGUGCUGACACGCCACAACCUGGAGCAAGACUUGCUGCGAGAGGAAUUGAACAAGAAGCAGACUCUGAAGGACCUGGAGUGUGCCAUGCUGCUGCGUCACCAUGAGUCCACGCAGGAGCUGGAGUUCCGCCAGCUGGGUUUGGUGCAGCACACACGGGCCGAGCUCAUCCGCACGCAGCACCAGACAGAGCUAACCAACCAGAUGGAGUAUAACAAGAGGCGUGAGCAGGAGCUGCGUCAGAAACACGCGGUGGAGGUCCGCCAACAGCCCAAGAGCCUCAAAGUGAGUGAGAGCACCCAGGGCCAGGGGUCUCCUGAGGAGGGAGAGAGCCAGACAACCGAGGGGCCGAGCAGCAGCUGGGACAGUGAGGCAGGGGUGGUGGAGGUGGAAGAAAUAGGAGAGGAGAAGGAGGCGGUAGCUAAGGAGAUAAAUCAUGUUGAGGUUGACGGAGGAGAUAAUGUGAUUACAAGAGUAGAAAAGGAGGAAGGAGAGAAUGUCCCUGAGAGGAAAGAUGAGGUGGCUGAUGAAAAGGGAAACGAUGACGUAGAAGAUGAGGGUGAGAAGGAGGAGUGGAAAAUCAGUGAAGAAGGUGAAGAGGUGAGGGAAGUAGAGGGAGGGCAGUGGGAGUACGAGGAGGACCACGGUAAAACUGCACAUGUAGAUUCUGAUGAGGAGGAAGAGGAGGGCAGGGGCGUGGCCGAUGGCUGUCCAUCAGAUCUCAUCUCAUUCCUGUCCCCAGAAAAGAGACGCGUCCAUCAGCGGCAGAUCGAUGAGCUCUCUGAGUUUUAUUUCCCCGAAACACCAGAGGAGCUGGAGCCCAUACCCAUUUCCACCCCUCCUCCCCCUCCCCCCUCCCAGACUUCCUUCCCCUCACUCUUCUCUCACGCCAUCUGCCUCCUCCUCUCCCUCUCCGCUGCUGCUCAGCCCUCCAACCUCACUUUGCUGUUACUCUCCAUCUUCCUCCUCUCCCUGCGUCGUUCCCCUCCUCUGCCCUCGGUGGCCUCUGUGGUUCUCUCCGCGGAGCUUGCCUUAUUGGCGCUCUUCUUCUCGUACCUCUUCCUUCGCUCCUGCUGCUCUCUGUCUCUCUCCACGUACCUGUCGCUGAGCCUCUGGGCCAGCGGCCUCUUCAGUUUAGGUAUCUCCCUUAGUUUGGGGAUAUAUUAUAUCCCCAUGAUUUUGAUCUCAGCCUCCUUCCUCAGCUCUCCCUCUCUCUUCCUCUCCCUCUACUUGGUGGUGGUGCUGAUUGUCAGGCCGGCCCGUGACUUCCUCCAACACGCACCCCGCAAAGUCAACCGUCUCUGCAUGCGAGUCCUUUUCCGCCUCCCCAGACCCCUGUUUGCCAUGUGCCAGUCGGUCUUAGGUGGUAUGGCUGAGCGUAACCUGUAUGAGAUGUUUCCCAAAGCAGGGCGCAACUGGGGUGUGCGUCAGUCCAAAAUCCCAGUCCCCCUGAAGAGCUUACCUUUAGAGCAUCAAGCUCGCUGCAGCAACACCUCUCCCUGGGCCAAGGGUCUGCUCUGGGUGAGGCGUUUCACUAGACGCCCCCUUGGGGUCCUGGCAGAUCUUGCUAACUCUAUAGUGCUAAAACUAGCCGGACAGGCGCUUCAGAAGUUGCCAGACAGUGUCCGGGUCAAACUCCAAUAUCUGGGUCUCUUGAGGAAGCACAUCCCGAGUAGGUUGCCACGACUGCUGCCCAGGGAGGAGCGGGAGAGGAGACAGAGGGAGAGGAGGAGGAGAGAGAGGGAGAGACAGAGGAGGGAAGAGAGGGAGAGGAUGUUUCGAGAUGAUGCCAGGUGGGAGUGUGGGUUGAGGCGAACUUCUUCUGGGAGGUUUGUCAGAGGGAAAAUUCGGCCGUGGAGAUAGCGAGAGAAUAAUCGAAGGAUUGAGUGGGAAUGUGUGCUGCUGGUGCGUCUGCGUGUGUUGAUGCAUGUGUGAGUGCGAUCAUGUUUUUUUGUUCCAUUGUUGGACCAUUGUUUGUGUCUUUUUGAUUUGGACCCACGUGUCUUUUGUUACAUGAUUCCCUGACUGGUUUUUGGUCACAUUUCUCGAAGAUGAGUUAUAUUUGAGGCACAAACAUGUGUCUGUACAUUAGUGUGCGCUGGCUGGAGGGUUUUUUAUGUCGAAGUUCAUCCAAACAAGCGUGCACAUGCACACAAGCCGUACUGUUUUAUCAGUGGGCUCUGCAAACGUAAACAUGCAGCUGACCCCACGGUUACUGUACCAACCCCAGUGAAAUUUUAACAUUUCAUUAUUGUGCUUUUUGUAAAAGUUCCUUGAAGUUUCUUUUAUUUUUAUUUUGCUCUUAAUUUGUAAGACAAAUGUUUUUAUGGUUAUUUUUAAGACCGUUUUUGUGCAAUGGUUCAUUUUCCUUUUAUAGUGGUCUUAUUUGAUGAGGUCUCAUUCGCGCACUGUUACCUUAGUGCUGAGAACAAAUAUCACAGUGUUGCGUAGGUUAAUAACUACAUUAUGAUUUCACUCCCCAAAGCUCAAAACUGUGAAAAAAGAAAAAAAAAAAGAUGCUCAAUAAUUUCACUAACUUCAAGCUGAACACUAGCCUGAACUCAGUCAGUAUACAAGUGCAAUAAAAAGCUAAGGAGAAAUAUAUGGAACCACUGGAAGACGUCUGAUAUUUCGGUUUCUUUUAGAUGUCAAAGUGGUGAACAAUUAGCAGGAGGACCUUUAUAGGAUAAGUGAAGUUGAUUUCAUGUUUAGAUAUUAUUAGAUAUUAUUUACAGCUCGUUGAAUCAUUAUCUCUCAGAUUGUAGUUGGAUAAACUACUUUUAUUGCGCUUUAUGCAGUAAUCUUCUUAUGAUUUACCAUGUAAACAUUUAGAUUUUCCCUUAAUCAUCCUUUAAAUCUACAGCAGCUGAGUGCCUAUAGUUACAUAAACAGUCUGCUGUGAAGUGACGUAUCCUGCAUUUAUAGUGAACACAUAAGAAAGCAGUUUUACUCAGCGUAGUAAAAGUAUUAUAAUAUAAUAAAAACCUAUUUAAUAUUGCAGCUAAUCUUGUUGAUAUGAAGCCAUAGACAAUCGUUUGAGACAUGCAAUCGGAAAAUCAGUCCAAAGAUUGAUGAAACUACUGAAUGUGAAUGAAGAGAUCCAGAUGUUUAAUUUUGCACCGUCUCAAAGACCAUUCGAGAUCAAUACAGGAGAACUGAUCAUCAGUUUAUUGAAACGUUUAUGAAAAUCCAUAAACCAAAGAAGUAAGUGAGUUUACAUUGAUAAAUGAAAUAUUGUUUGAUCUGAGAAGCUGGAACCAGAGAAUGUUUCGUAUGUUUUCACCAUUUUUGCUUUAAAACAUUCAUGAAAACAUUAAAUGAUUAGUUCAUUAUCAAUUAUCCAAAUGUAAAUGGUUGCUGAUUGAUUUCUGUCAGUCAAACCGAAGAGAAAGAAGCUAAUUGUUUGAAUGAAAAACCAAAAGGCUUUUGAGUGCACAUUUAAUUGAGAUGAAGAAAAAGGAAAGUCAGGCUGAAGUGUGUCGUGCAUAGAUCUGGGAAUAUGAAGAUUAAAAAUGUUGCAAGUCUACAAGGGAAGUCUAGUUAAACAAUUCAAAUGCACCAGUGCUUAUAAAAGCUGUAGAAGAAAAAGAAAAGUGCCGUCGUUUGAGCCAUUCAAUCUUAACUUUAUCGUGACCCGGGCGAACAAAGAAGUCAGGCACUUCUUUUUAUGAAUGAAUUGCAUUUGGGUAAUCUAGAUUUUAAAAAGAAAGUAUAUUAUUAUUUGAAUGUAAUUUGUUUUUUGCCAUUGAUUUACAUUUGUGUCCCAGUUAUUCCCUGUUCCUUUGUGUAUGUUUACAUGUUCGUGUUUUGUUGUGACACCGUCUGUGUUUUGAGUUUCCACAGAGUUAUAUCACAUUGACUUUUUUUUUUU
Molecule: messenger RNA, 5782 nt
Organism: Paralichthys olivaceus (Japanese flounder)
Lineage: Eukaryota; Metazoa; Chordata; Actinopteri; Pleuronectiformes; Paralichthyidae
Source: RefSeq, a predicted model, not a curated record